This is a messenger RNA of Nelumbo nucifera (sacred lotus), 2584 nucleotides long. RefSeq names its product peroxisomal acyl-coenzyme A oxidase 1-like. Gene Ontology annotation, cellular component: peroxisome. The record is from RefSeq and is a predicted model, not a curated record. Gene Ontology annotation, molecular function: fatty acid binding; FAD binding; acyl-CoA oxidase activity. Gene Ontology annotation, biological process: long-chain fatty acid metabolic process; lipid homeostasis; fatty acid beta-oxidation using acyl-CoA oxidase. NCBI's taxonomy places the organism in Eukaryota, Viridiplantae, Streptophyta, Magnoliopsida, Proteales, Nelumbonaceae.
CCGAUAGUUCAAUAAAGUCCCGUCCAUUUUGAACAAAUCCCAACCUAUCCCUUUUGCGACGACCCUGUGUUCGUUCCAUAUCCAAGUAUCCUUUAGGGGUAUUAUGGGAGAUUGGGAGUUGAAGUUUCAUUAGUUGUGUGGAUACUUUCAGAUUCUGCUCUUGUUUAAUUUUAAUGAAGGGGAAGAAAAGUUGGGGGGGAAACCUAAAACCUGUGGACUGUGGAAUUGUCAGUUUCUGGGAGGAAAGCAUAUAAAAGGGGGUAGAGGGAGGAAGGGAAGGCUGUUGAGCAGUACGUUCUCUUCUCGUUAUUGGGUGGUUUGAUUUUUCGUUUUGUUGAAUUUGAUCGAAGAUGGAGGAAGUUGACCACCUAGCUCAUGAGAGGAACAACGCCGAGUUCGAUGUUGAAGCUAUGAAGAUCGUUUGGGCCGGCUCUAAGCACGCAUACGAAGUCUCAGACCGUAUGGCUAGGCUUGUUGCUAGCGAUCCUGUCUUUCGCAAAGAUAAUAGACCUAUGCUUAGUCGGAAGGAGUUGUUUAAGAACACUCUAAGAAAAGCGACUCAUGCAUGGAAAAGGAUCAUUGAGCUCCGCCUUUCUGAAGAAGAGGCAUCCAGGUUAAGGUUUUAUGUGGACGAACCUGCUUUUACUGAUCUGCAUUGGGGCAUGUUUGUACCUGCCAUAAAAGGGCAAGGCACCGAGGAGCAGCAACAGAAGUGGUUACCAUUAGCAUACAAGAUGCAAAUAAUUGGAUGUUAUGCACAAACUGAACUUGGUCAUGGCUCCAAUGUUCAAGGACUUGAAACUACUGCAACAUUUGAUCCUAAUACUGAUGAGUUUGUUAUCCACAGUCCUACCCUAACUUCAAGCAAGUGGUGGCCCGGUGGACUGGGUAAAAUUUCUACACAUGCUGUUGUGUAUGCUCGCCUCAUAACAGAUGGUCAAGAUCAUGGGGUGCAUGGUUUUAUAGUUCAGCUAAGGAGCUUGGAUGACCACUCACCUCUUCUGGGCAUUACUGUUGGUGAUAUUGGAGUGAAAUUUGGAAAUGGAGCAUACAACACUAUGGAUAAUGGUGUUCUGCGGUUUGAUCAUGUUCGCAUCCCAAGGAACCAAAUGUUGAUGCGGGUUUCUCAGGUUACAAGGGAAGGGAAAUAUGUGCAAUCUGAUGUUCCAAGGCAGCUAGUUUAUGGGACUAUGGUUUAUGUACGUCAAACUAUUGUAUCUGAUGCUUCCUGUGCUUUGUCACGAGCAGUUUGUAUUGCAACAAGGUAUAGUGCUGUCCGAAGACAAUUUGGUUCACAGGAUGGUGGGCUUGAGACCCAGGUGAUUGAUUACAAGACUCAGCAAAGCAGACUCUUUCCAUUGUUAGCUUCAGCAUAUGCUUUUAGGUUUGUUGGCGAAUGGCUGAAGUGGUUGUACACGGAUGUGAGCCAGAGAUUGCAAGCCAAUGAUUUCUCGACAUUGCCUGAAGCACAUGCAUGCACUGCUGGUUUGAAGUCAUUGACUACUUCUUCCACUGCUGAUGGCAUUGAAGAAUGUAGAAAACUGUGUGGAGGCCAUGGGUAUCUAUGUAGCAGUGGGCUUCCAGAAUUAUUUGCUGUAUAUGUCCCUGCCUGUACAUAUGAAGGAGACAACAUUGUUCUGCUUUUACAGGUUGCGAGGUUUCUUAUGAAGACUGUUUCUCAACUGGGUUCUGGAAAAAAACCUGUUGGAACAACAGCUUACAUGGGAAAAAUCGAACAUCUGAUGCAGUGCCAAUGCGAUGUUCAAAGAGCUGAGGAUUGGUUGAAGCCUAAUGUAAUAUUAGAGACUUUUGAGGCAAGAGCUGCUCGGAUGUCUGUUGCCUGUGCUCAAAAUCUCAGCAAGUUUUCGAGUCCAGAAGAAGGCUUUGCAGAGCUCUCUGCCAAUCUCGUGGAAGCAGCCAUUGCUCACUGCCAAUUAAUUGUUGUUUCCAAGUUCCUUGAAAAGUUGCAACAAGAAAUUCCAGGGAAGGGGGUGAAAGAACAGCUAGAGGCGCUCUGUUACAUUUAUGCCCUUUACCUGCUUCACAAACAUCUGGGUGACUUCUUAUCAACAGGGUGUAUCACCCCCAAGCAAGGAUCACUUGCCAAUGAUCAGCUCAGAUCCCUAUACUCACAGGUUCGUCCUAAUGCCAUUGCCUUGGUUGAUGCUUUUAACUACACUGACCAUUACCUUGGCUCUGUUCUUGGUCGCUAUGAUGGAAAUGUGUAUCCAAAACUGUAUGAAGAGGCAUGGAAAGAUCCACUCAAUGACUCAGUUGUUCCUGAUGGAUACCAUGAGUACAUUAGGCCAAUGCUGAAGCAACGGCUCCGGGCAGCACGUCUUUGAAUGUAUUUACUACAUGGUCAAACCAGACAUUCGGAUAUUUUCAUUUUAACUUAUAUUAUAAAUGAAACUAAUAAAGCUAUAGGGGUGAUCCUUCAAACUGGGGUUCGAGUAUGUGUAAAUUCUGGACAGAAGUUUAUAGAGAAUCAUCUAUCAGUUUAUCUGUAACAGAUUCUUAUUGUUGGAGAAUUUCUAUAAUUGACUGUUCCAAAUGAAAGAUUGUCCCUUUUAUUUGUGCUUCA